Molecule: messenger RNA, 977 nt
Organism: Amblyraja radiata (thorny skate)
Lineage: Eukaryota; Metazoa; Chordata; Chondrichthyes; Rajiformes; Rajidae
Gene: exosc7
Product: exosome component 7
Exons: 8
Coding region: 56-931 (291 amino acids)
Biological process (GO): nuclear-transcribed mRNA catabolic process, deadenylation-dependent decay; U4 snRNA 3'-end processing; U5 snRNA 3'-end processing
Cellular component (GO): nuclear exosome (RNase complex); cytoplasmic exosome (RNase complex)
Molecular function (GO): mRNA 3'-UTR AU-rich region binding
Source: RefSeq, a predicted model, not a curated record
GAAGCGGAAUGACGCACGGCUCCGGCGGGGCGCGGGGUGAUGACGCGCGGGGUUGAUGGCGGCGGUGGUGCUGAGCGAGGCCGAGCGGGUGUACGCGAUGCACGGGGUGCAGGAUGAUCUACGGAUCGAUGGUCGUGGCUGUGAAGAUUACAGACACAUCGAGAUAGAGACGGACGUGGUCUCCAACACCAGUGGCUCUGCCAGGAUGAAAAUCGGUCACACAGACAUCCUCGUCGGCGUUAAAGCAGAAAUGGGCAUGCCCAAACUGGAGAGGCCCAACGAAGGAUUCUUGGAGUUCUUCGUAGACUGCUCUGCCAACGCAACGCCGCAGUUUGAAGGGCGGGGAGGAGAUGACCUUGGAACUGAAAUCACCAACACCCUAUACCGAAUGUUUGACAACUGCAGCAGCCUGGAGCUGGCAGCCCUGUGUAUCACUCCUCGCGACCACUGCUGGGUCCUGUACGUAGACGUGCUGUUGCUGGAGUGUGGAGGGAAUCUUUUUGAUGCCGUUUCCAUUGCAGUUAAAGCAGCGCUUCACAACACCAGAAUCCCUAAGGUGAGUGUUCUGGAGGACGAUGAAGGCUCCAAGGAGAUCGAGCUGUCCGAUGACCCGUACGACUGCAUCCGCCUCAAUGUGGACAAUGUGCCCUGCAUCAUCACACUGAGCAAGGUUGGUCACCGGCACGUGGUAGACGCCACAGCGCAGGAGGAGCGGUGCAGCAUGGCCAGCGUCCUGGUGUCGGUCACUCACCGCGGGACCCUCACCUGUCUGCGCAAGGUGGGAGUGGGCAGCCUGGACCCGGCCAGCGUGUUCGAGAUGAUGGAGACGGGGAAGCGAGUUGGGAAAGCCUUGCACGAAUCGUUGCGGACCACGCUGGUGAAAGAAGAAAGUUUAGGAUCUAACCGACAAAAAGUGGGAUUUCUUGGUUAACUUUUGCAAAUGUAAAUUUAUUUUUUAAAUAAAAUUGGUUUCUAUA